CUUUGCCUUCUGCAUUGAACCCUGCCUGGAUUACCAUCUUCUGGAAAGAAGCGAUCCAGCUCCAUGAACAAAGACUCAAGCCUUUUGUUACUUCGUUGGAUCACACCGGCUGGCAGCCUCCUGAUUUCUUCGCUCCUUGGAUCACCCUCCAUGAACCCUGUCCACCCUCCUCCAUCCACUGCACCAACUUCAGAAACUCUUGGACCAGCUAACCAUCCUGACACACCAGUAUUCACCAUCCUCAGUCUCACGGGUAAACAGCCCUUUGGUCUCUCCACCCCCCUCCGGCGGAUCUCCCCAUCUAUCCAGUUUCCUUGUUCUGCGCAAAAAUCUAAUACCCAACAUCUGAGGGGAGUGGAGACUCCAGGAGGGAGGAGAAACCGAGGGGAGAGUAGCAGAGGGAGGAGAAUGAAGCAGGAGCCAGUGGGACUGCAGGGGGAACAUUUUAGACCUCGAUUCUCCUCGAAGUCUGGACUUUUUAUUUCUGUUUACCGACAGGAAGACGCGCAGCUUUACGGCUCGUUUUAUCUCAUCUGAGACAGACCCUUGGACCAGACGUAGCUUUUGUCCCCGUCUCUUCUUCCUGUUUGGGAUUCCUGACUUACUUUAGGAGUGACGUGCGGUUCUAAACGGGAAGCCUCCCCUUUCUGAGUCACCAACUUUCAUGGGAAAGACAUCAAGUGCCUGAUUAUGAUGGAGAGAUAACAUACGAAGGAAGAGGAAGAGGAAGAGAAGAUGUCAUUUUUUGGUUUGGAGUGUUUCGCAAACACUGAGGGAGCAGAACUGGAGAGAAAACUCAGAGCCAAUGACCGAGAGUACAACCGCUCCUUUAAAUAUGCAACAAACGCCAUCAAGACCUCCAAGUACAAUUUCUUCACCUUUCUUCCUCUCAACCUGUUUGAACAGUUCCAGAGGAUUGCUAAUGCCUACUUUCUUGUUCUGUUGGUGCUGCAGGUGAUCCCUCAGAUCUCCUCCCUGUCCUGGUUCACCACCGUCGUGCCUCUCAUCCUCGUGCUUACAGUCACCGCUGCUAAGGAUGCAACUGACGAUAUAAAUCGCCACAGGAGCGACAAUCGAGUAAACAACCGAAAAGUUCAAGUACUCAUUGAUAGAAAGCUGCGGAGUGAGAAAUGGAUGGACAUCCAGGUAGGAGACAUCAUCAAGCUAGAAAACAACCAGUUUGUAACUGCUGACCUCUUGCUGCUCUCCAGCAGCGAACCCCUAAACCUUGUGUACAUAGAGACGGCAGAAUUGGAUGGAGAGACUAACCUGAAGGUCAAGCAGGCCCUGCCAGUAACAGGAGACCUGGGAGAUGAUAUCGAACAACUGGCAGACUUUAAUGGUGAGGUUCGCUGUGAACCCCCCAACAACCGCCUCGACCGAUUCAUGGGAACGCUAACAUACGCGGGUCAGAAAUAUCCGCUGGACAAUGAGAAGAUCCUGCUGCGAGGCUGCACGCUGAGGAACACCGAGUGGUGCUUCGGGCUGGUGCUGUUCGGAGGUCAAGAGACGAAGCUGAUGCAGAACUGUGGGAAGAGCACCUUCAAGAGGACCAGUAUAGAUCGUCUGAUGAAUGUUCUUGUUCUCUGUAUUUUCGGUUUUCUCGUAUUCAUGUGCUUGAUCCUGGCAAUCGGAAACUACAUUUGGGAGAUAAACAACGGCUCAAACUUCACCGUCUUCCUGCCGAGGGAAGAUGGCAACAGCGCUGGUUUCUCCGCCUUUCUCACCUUCUGGUCCUACGUCAUCAUCCUCAACACUGUGGUGCCCAUCUCGCUUUAUGUUAGUGUGGAGAUCAUUCGGCUGGGGAACAGCUUCUACAUCGACUGGGACAGGAAGAUGUAUUAUUCUCGCAGCGACACACCCGCCGAGGCGCGCACCACCACGCUGAAUGAGGAGCUCGGUCAAAUCAAGUAUGUCUUCAGCGACAAGACGGGAACGCUCACCCAGAACAUCAUGACCUUCAACAAAUGCUCCAUCAACGGGAAGUCCUACGGAGAUGUGUAUGACUGCACAGGCCAAAGGCUGGACAUUUCUGAGUAUAAAGACCCAGCAGACUUCUCUUUCAACCCUCUGGCUGACCCCCGGUUCAUGUUCUACGACCACUCCCUAGUGGAGGCAGUGAAGCUGGAGAACCCAGAGGUCCACGCCUUCUUCAGACUGCUGGCACUCUGCCACACCGUCAUGGCCGAGGAGAAAAAAGAAGGUGAGCUUUUCUAUCAGGCCCAGUCUCCAGAUGAAGGAGCGCUGGUGACUGCAGCCAGAAACUUUGGAUUCGUCUUCCGCUCUCGUACACCUGACAGCAUUUCCGUCGUGGAAAUGGGAAAUCAGCGCAGCUACGAACUCUUGGCAAUCCUUGACUUCAACAACGUCCGCAAGAGGAUGUCCGUCAUCGUACGCAGUCCAGAGGGGAAGCUGUCUCUCUACUGUAAAGGUGCAGACACGAUCAUCUAUGAGAAGCUGCACCAGUCCUGCAGAAAGCUGAUGGACGUCACUACGGAGCACCUUAAUGAAUUUGCAGGGGAGGGACUGCGGACGCUCGCUCUUGCCUACAAAGAUUUGGACGAGGAGUACUUCAGCCAGUGGAAACAGCGCCACCAUGAGGCGAGCACCACACUGGAAGACAAGGAGAGCAAACUGGACGAGCUGUAUGAGGAGAUAGAGAAGGACCUUCUGCUGCUGGGAGCAACAGCCAUCGAAGACAAGUUACAGGAUGGAGUACCUCAGACCAUUGAGCAGCUGGCCAAAGCUGACAUCAAAAUCUGGGUUCUAACUGGUGACAAGCAAGAAACAGCAGAAAACAUCGGCUACUCGUGCAACUUGCUGCGGGAAGAGAUGAACGAAGUCUUCAUAAUCUCGGGCCACUCACCUGAGGAUGUGAGACAAGAACUGAGAAAUGCGCAGAACUCCAUGAAACCAAACGGAGCAGUGAAUUCUCUGCUUUUACUUGAGGAUAUGGGUAAACAUGUGAAUCUGAUCAAAGAUGAGAUGGCUGAUGGAGAGUAUGGUCUUGUUAUCAACGGACACAGUCUGGCAUACGCCUUGGAGAGCAGCAUGGAGCUGGAGUUCCUCAGGACGGCGUGUUUGUGCAAGGCAGUGAUCUGCUGCAGGGUGACGCCCCUGCAGAAGGCCCAAGUGGUGGAGCUGGUCAAGAAGUACAAGAAGGCGGUCACACUGGCUAUAGGUGAUGGAGCCAAUGAUGUCAGCAUGAUCAAAGCGGCUCAUAUUGGUGUGGGCAUCUCAGGACAGGAGGGUAUGCAAGCCGUCCUGUCCAGCGACUACUCCUUCGCCCAGUUCCGCUUCCUGCAGCGCCUCCUGCUGGUCCACGGACGCUGGUCCUACCUGCGCAUGUGCAAAUUCCUGCGGUACUUCUUCUACAAGAACUUCACCUUCACCUUCGUCCACUUCUGGUUCGGCUUCUUCUGCGGCUUUUCUGCGCAGACGGUGUAUGACGAGUGGUUCAUCACGCUCUACAACCUGAUGUACACAGCUCUGCCUGUUCUGGGAAUGAGCUUGUUUGAUCAGGAUGUUGAUGAAAUGUGGAGUUUCCAGCAUCCACAGCUCUACAUUCCCGGUCAACUGAAUCUGUAUUUCAGCAAGAAGGCCUUCUUCAAGUGUGCCAUCCACAGCUGCUACUGCUCCCUGGUGCUCUUCUUCAUCCCUUAUGCCGCCCUACAAGACACAGUGAGGGACGACGGGAAGGACGUGGCGGACUACCAGUCCUUCGCCCUCCUCACGCAGACGUGCCUGCUGUUUGCAGUGAGCAUCCAGCUGGGGUUGGAGAUGUCUUACUGGACAGCUGUGAACACGUUCUUUGUUUUGGGCAGUCUGGCCAUGUACUUCGCUGUCACCUUCACCAUGUACAGUAACGGCAUGUUCCUCAUAGUGCCAUCAGCUUUCCAUUUCAUAGGAACGGCUCGAAACUCUCUGAACCAGCCCAACGUUUGGCUGACAAUCAUCCUCACCUCCAUCCUGUGCGUCCUUCCCAUGGUUACCUACCGCUUCCUGUUGAUUCAGCUCUGCCCCACCAUCAAUGACAAGGUGAUGUUCAAGGUGAGACAGGCCAGAGCAACACCUCCUCCUCCACCUCGACGCACCCGCAUCCGCCGCACCAGCUCCCGCCGCUCAGGCUACGCCUUCUCACACGCGCAGGGCUAUGGGGACCUGGUGACGUCCGGUCGGUUCCUGCGACGUCCCGCCAUUUCGCGGUCUUCGGGUUUCCCCCAGGUUGGACGGGCCACCACGGGGUUCAGUCCAAUGGGACGGUCGGCAGGUUACAGCCCGACUGGGCGCCCCCAAAACGCGAAGAUCCAGGAUGUGGAGGUGACUUCGCUGCAGAUGUACAGGACGAUCACCGAUCGCCCUCUAUGAUGCAGAGACUAAAACAAAUGGUGUCUGGAGAAACUUUGGAUGGAAGCAGGAGUGAUGGAUUGACUCGAUGGUGGCAUCAUUGCAGUUUGGGUUUCCAAACUCGGAGAUCUCCUAAGUGGCAAAUGGUUUACUGCCUUCUGAUCUGAAGGUUAACCUGAAGGAACCAGCAGAUGAGAAGCUAACAGAUGGGAUCUACUUGAUAACAGACACAGGACAAUGAGCUUCCAGGCAGCAACAAGCAGAGGAUCAAAGUGAUUUAAUGUGUUGGGAAACACAAAGUGUCAUCAUGUUUACAGACUGCCCAGACCUUUGUAAUCCUGGGAGUCCAGAGGCAAAGCAGAGCUUUGUACAGAGGGAAUAACCAACAAAGACACACUGCUUUCAGUGCUUUGCUCUUUUCUUUACCACUUUCUUAACUCACCAUCCAGUUCAGCUCCAGUGGGAGAUAACUGUUUGUUUAAAACAAACAAAACAUUAUUCUGCUACUUUUCCUUUUCCAGUGGCGGUUCUAUUUUAGUUCUUCUGAAGUUUUUAAAGACAUUUGGACGUACAUAUAAUGUUUGUUUUUAAUUAUUAUCAUUAUUUACAUUAAUCUGAGAAAGUGAACCAGUUCUCAAGACAUGACAAACUUCAUUCUGUAGAUGUUUAUAAGCUGUAGGUAGCGAAGAACUGGUUAGAAAACAACAUAUCAGCUGUUAUUGGGAGCUAUUCUUCAUACAAGGCCGUAUAUCAUUUCUUUGCUUAAUUCCUUUUUCCAGAGUUUUCCAUAUCAGAACAUAUUAGAAAUAAUUCGGUCUAACCUGAAGUGCGCAAAGACACUCAACAGAUUCCUCAGUGGCCAUGUGAUGGACUGGUGAACCUAUCCAGGGAUAGAUGGAUGGAUGGAUGGAUGGAUUCCCCACUGUCAUUCUUAACGAAACAAUGAUAAAGUCAAAAUGUAAACAUUAAAAGAAAAGACUAUGUGUAAAAUAACUAAGUAUACCCUAGAGGCUUCCAUAAGCAUUUAAAAGGAAAGUAGAAGCCAGGUGCUGCUAAUUAAAACUAUUGAUUAACGAAUCAUCUGCAGGUGUGACCAGAUCUAUAAAAACAGGAGCUUGGGUAGUUUACUGCUUUGGGGCAAAAAGGUGUGUGUUAAGGAGGAAAGAUAUCAUCAAUGUACCUUAAAGAAUAAAUUGUCGCUGAGCAUUAAUCUUUAAAUGGUUGUUAAAUAUUUUUCAACUCAGUUGAAGUCCAAUAUUCAUCAGUAAGAAAGAUUAUUUGCAAAUGGAAAAUAUUUAGGACAUCUGCAGAUUUUCCCAGGAAUCUUCUCAAAUUAAUAAGGUUAGACUGUGCAAUGGUCAGCAGACAAAAAAAGCUCCAACUUACUGUCUUCAGGCCUCAGGUAGCAUGUUAAAUGUUAAAGUUCAUGACAUCAGAAUUAGAAAACAACUGCACAGGUAUAGCUUAUUUAGAAGGGUCGCCGGGAGAAGAAAAACCUUUGGCAGCCCAAUUUAGGUUUGCAAAGCUGCAGCUGAAUGAACACCAAGGACUUUAUAGUUUAUAGUUUCUUAAACUCAUUGGGUCUUUCCUGGUUAAAUACAGAUUAAAUAAAACAGCAUAUCUGGAACAAUGUCCUUUGGACAGACAGGCUCAAAGUAGAUAUGUUUGACCUUAAUGCAGAGCGCCAUGUUUGGAGAAAACCAGACACAUCAGCACAAACGCUCCAAACCAACUGUCAAGCACGGUGGUAAAGGUGUAAUGAUUGGGGCCUGUUUUGCACACUUUGGUUCUGAGCCCAGUUGCAGUCAUUGAGUCGACCAUGAACUCCUCCAGACACCAAAGUAUUUUAGAGUAAAAUGUGAGCCAGUCUGUCCCAGCAGCUGAAGUCUGUUGAUCCAAGCUGGGUCAUCGGCAGAACGAUCCCAAACACUGCCAGAAAACUAUAGCAGAAUUACAAAAAAAAAAAAAAAGAAUCAUAGUGUUGCAAUGGCCCAGUCAAAGUCCAGACCUCUCUCUGAUUAAAUUGUUUUGUUAGGACUUUUAGAGAGCUGUGCAGAAAUAAAUGUCUGCAAACCUCAAGGACCUGAAGCAGCUUUCUUUUCUCUUUGAGAUUAAACUGAAAUAAUUUUAGAACCUGGUAAAGACCAGAUUAUUUACAUAAAACCAGAUAAUUUAAAGUCGGCGUACUUUCUUUUUCCCUUCACUGUAUAUGUGAUUCCCAAUUAUUUUAUUUAUUAUUCAAAAUACUAAAAUAUUUUAGUGAAAAGGUCAUGUGUAAAAUAACUAAGUACACCCUAGAAGCCUCCAUAAGAUUUCAAAAGGAAAGUGGAAGCCAGGUGCUGCUAAUUAAAGCUAUUGAUUAACUGAUACUCUGGAGGUGUGACCAGAUCUAUAAAAACAGGAGGAUUCAUAAAAGAAUUUUAAUGAAAAAUAAGUAAAACAAAAGCCCCAAAAUUAGGCUUUUGUUUUUGGAAAAGCGAUUUGAUUGCAACAUUCCCUUUGCAGAAGUUAAUUAAAAGUUAACAGAUUUAUUGGGAGAUUUUUUGUUUCCCCCACCUGCCAGAAGGAUUUUAUUUACUGCUUUCUGACUCAGAAUUUUCACUUCAUUUACCUAAUUUGUGUCCGUUUGUGGAUUACCCUCCACUAAAUGUACUAUUCAGAACUAAUAUGUAAGUUUUGUUGCAUAGUAAUUAAUAAUAUUUUGCACUGCAGCUCUAAGGAAGCAUUUCUGUUGCUUUGCCUUUUUUUUUUUAAAGUUUAUGCAUAUGGGUUCUGUGUACAUUCCUUUAAUAACUGGGGCCAGAUACUGGUCCUCGCUGUUAAACGAGCACUAAGACCGCAGGCUGUCGCUCCUUCAUGUGUGAUGAGACAGAAAACCAGGAACAUCGUCUCUCGUGUGUUUAGCAGUUUUGUCAUUCCGUAGACACUACAAGCAUGACUAAUUCAGCUUUUUAUCUGUUCAGUGACACUCUUUGAUUUAGAGUUGUCAUCUAUGUGGUUGUUGGUGUUUUCAAACUCAAAGGUGACCUUACCAAAAAAUAAAAACAAUGCUGAAAGUAUCUUUAUGAACUUUAAAUCGUGAAAUUGAUCAUGUUCUUGUUUAUGCUUCAUUUCAGUGUAUUUUUGUCAGAAAAUGUAUCAUCUUCUGUUCAGAGACAAUUUAAAAAUCAUUUGUUGCUUAUCUUUGUUAUUCUGCAGCCAGAUGUUUUUACCGGUCACUUAAAAGGCUGUUUAUCUUUAUCUGCACACUUUCCUCUUUGAAUGCAUGCAUGCCUUGACAUUAAAACAAAAUUUUUUGUAAUAAUUUUGCAACAUAAAGAUGAUAAUAGUAGGUUUGUUAGGUCAAAACAGGGAUGUUUUCUGCAGCUCAGUUAAUGAACAAAUCUUAAACAUUUUGUACUAUAGAUUUUAACAUUGCAAUAUUUACAUGAAUAAAUAUUUAAUGAGAAGAGGUUUAUAUGCAUUUGGGUUGCGAAUCAGUUUUUUUUUUCCAUGUCUGACUUUAAGCAACAGAGAUACAAUGUUUUUUUUUUAACUUAAAUUUCUCUGAUUUUUUUCCUCCAAAGGUGGUUGGAUAUGUAAGCUUUGUAUUUUGUGAUGAACCAAAGACAUUUAAAGCUUUAUAUGUUGUAGUUGACUAUGGUUAACAGAGGAAAUUUGGUGCUGGAAAUCAAAGUAGCUGUUGUAACACAGGCGAUUCUCAACCUUAAGGUGCCUUUCAUUGAAGCAAAGGUUUUAAUUCAGAGGAAACUUAUACAUGCCUUUUUUAUUUUGGUGUUGUGUUACAAACCUGUGCUGGAUGCUGACGAUUUGACUUUUUGCACGGCAGCUAACAGAUACAAUACUUGUAGGGCAUCUGUUUGCCAUUAAUUUUCAAGAUAGAAACUCAAAAUAAUGAGAGGAAACAGAAUAAAUGGAUAUAAUGGUGCCACUAUACAGUGGCAGAAUGUAUUAAAAGCCUUUUCAGAGUUUGUUUCUGCAGCCAGAACCUCGUUUUCCUCUGCUGUUCAGCAGCACGUGUUGCUGAUUUUUCGCACUGCACUUCUGAUCAAUGUUUUGUAUCUUUUUAUACAUUUCAGAUGUUUAAACUGUAAUAAAGAGAUCUGAACGAUUA
Messenger RNA from Girardinichthys multiradiatus, 8461 nucleotides. Its product is annotated as phospholipid-transporting ATPase ID-like. The transcript is spliced from 30 exons. Gene Ontology annotation, molecular function: ATPase-coupled intramembrane lipid carrier activity; ATP binding; magnesium ion binding. The record is from RefSeq and is a predicted model, not a curated record. Gene Ontology annotation, cellular component: plasma membrane. Bases 736 to 4368 code for a protein of 1210 amino acids. Gene Ontology annotation, biological process: phospholipid translocation; Golgi organization. Lineage: Eukaryota; Metazoa; Chordata; Actinopteri; Cyprinodontiformes; Goodeidae.